Camellia sinensis is the source of this 1262-nucleotide messenger RNA. RefSeq lists its product as uncharacterized. Lineage: Eukaryota; Viridiplantae; Streptophyta; Magnoliopsida; Ericales; Theaceae. The record is from RefSeq and is a predicted model, not a curated record. Gene Ontology annotation, biological process: defense response.
UAGUAUACUGUAUGGGGGGAACCAAUUCCCAAUUCCCAUACCAGUUUCCCCUUCCAACAAAGACAAUUGCAGCAACGCACCGCACAGCACAGCACCGCUCUCUCUCUCUGUCUCCACAACCCAACCCAGCACCAGAAAUGGCAACAUCUCGUCCGGCGUCGAAGCCGCUGGAUCUGGUGCUGACGAUUGUCUCCGCGAAGAAUCUGAAGAACGUCAACUGGCGUAACGGCGACCUCAAGCCCUACGCCAUCUUCUGGGUGGAUUCAGAUCGCCGUCUGGCCACCAAGUCCGACGAUUCCGGCUCCACCCGCCCCGUCUGGAACGAGCACUUCGUCCUCCCCCUCUCCCUCCCUUUCCACGACUCCAUCCUCACCCUCGAAAUCUUUCACUCCAAACCCUCCGAGACCCCCAAGCCCUUAGUCGCCUCUCUCCGCCUCGCUCUCAAGGACCUCGCUGACCUGGACGAUUCCACUCAACUCAGAACCUUCGAUCUCCGCCGCCCCUCCGGCCGCCCCCACGGCAAGAUCCGCAUCAAGCUCUCCGUCCGCGACCGCCCUUUGCCUCCCCCUCCUGAUUACCAUAUUACCCCUCCCCCUUCCUAUUAUUUCUCAACUGCCCCUCCUCCUCCUCCCCCUCGCGACUACCGUGUCCCUGUGUCGUUGCCGUCUCCUUCUCCUUCUCCAUCUCCGCCGCCUCCUCAUUCGUAUCCAUACAGUGCCUAUUCUGAUCCCUAUUCGGGCUACUACUCCGGAUACUACUCUCAGCUGCCUCCGCCACCACCACCGCGACCUUUUUUCGAUAGGCAGCCCGGCUAUGGUGGACCGAGCGCACCGGUGGAUUACACGUCCUAUGAUCACAAGCAGAAGACUGGAAAGAUGGGUGCCUUUGGAGGAUUAGCCGUUGGAGCUGCCACUGGGGCCUUGGCUGGACUCGCUUUGGAUGAAGGGUUGAAGCACGAGGACGAGAAGGUUUCAGAGAGAGGCGACACUGACUUGGCUGCACGGGACGAUUACAGUGAUUAUCGUGUCGAUUAUGGACAUCAUUGAACUCCAGGGCUUGAGGCUUUACCAUGAGGUAAGAAGGUCUAUUGACUAAUGCAUAUGUAUAUAAGCUAUGUGGAUUUGGGACUUUUUAUGCUUUAAUGGUGUGUUUGGUUGAGCCAAGUAGAUUAAUUAAGAGUUUAUAUCCAUGAUAACAGCUUUGUUGACAUAUGUGAAUCUUCUGCCUAAGUAAUAAAGGUUAAGUCUUUAUGUUUGUGUUCU